AUGCAGGCCACACGCCGUCUACUCCACCGUCAGCCCAUGAUUCGAUUUCUCGGCAAGCGUUCCACGCCGCAGAAAAUCGAUCACGCACCCAAAGUCCACCCAGAGUCCCCAUCUUCAGCUCUCCCCGAAUCCUUCGCGUCAUACCGAGAGCAGGCGACGCAACACGGCCCGCUGAAGGGCACCCAAAGACAGUCCUCAUCCAGCGCACCACAGCAAGUAUCCUCAGUCCAGCAACCCUACGGAGCWAUUGGAGGUCGCAGCGCGAGGGAGUUGGGGCCCAUCAAGCCUGGAAAGGGCGAGUUCUCAGACAGGAGCGAGCUUCCCAAGAGAUUCCAAAGGACUCCGUGGAGCCUGGCAGAGAUUGAAGCGAUUGAGAGCGGUGGUGCUAGCAUGUUUGCUUGA
This is a messenger RNA of Ramularia collo-cygni, 402 nucleotides long. RefSeq names its product related to mitochondrial ribosomal protein. The transcript is spliced from 2 exons. Bases 1 to 402 code for a protein of 133 amino acids. The record is from RefSeq and is a predicted model, not a curated record. Gene Ontology annotation, biological process: 2-oxoglutarate metabolic process. NCBI's taxonomy places the organism in Eukaryota, Fungi, Ascomycota, Dothideomycetes, Mycosphaerellales, Mycosphaerellaceae.